AUGGUACCCCAUUUCCAACUACCGUCAACUUUCACUUUUACUCAUAUCACACGCAAUAUUGGUGUAUAUUAUUACCAUGCUCUAUAUCUACCUUGGAGAUGGCCAAUAACCACA
Molecule: messenger RNA, 114 nt
Organism: Geodia barretti
Lineage: Eukaryota; Metazoa; Porifera; Demospongiae; Tetractinellida; Geodiidae
Source: the annotation of a GenBank genome assembly